Messenger RNA from Penicillium brasilianum, 1799 nucleotides. NCBI's taxonomy places the organism in Eukaryota, Fungi, Ascomycota, Eurotiomycetes, Eurotiales, Aspergillaceae. The record is from the annotation of a GenBank genome assembly.
CAAGGUCACUUCGCACAGCUCGGCAAUAGUAAGCCAUAAUGCGCAUACUAUUGGCCACAGGAUCUCUCGAGUAUCUAUCAUCCAUCUUGGUCAAGCCUCGUGUUGUCAGCGUUGUCAUCGGAAUCUAUCGGCUGGACGCGUGUGCGGGGAACUGGCGAUAAUCAAGUCGCGGUGAAGAAACGGGGAUCGAAUGAAACCUAGUGACCCCGUCACGCCCCCCCGCGCCUUCACCGCGUUUAUCAACAGAACAACAGAUGACCGCACCCGCUCAGAGCGUAAGACCCGUCAUUUGAUCGCGGACAACCGGAGCCCUUGCGACCGUGGGGGUUUUGUUUAUAAUCGCGGGGCAGGACGGGUUGCCUGAACUUGAUGGAACUGAUUUCUGACUGUCUCUGCGUCUGGUCUUUGUUGGCCAUACACUUUCUGGGUGCUUUGUUACCUUUGAUCUAUAUUCGGGUUCCAAGUACAAAGGAUCUUUGUCUUCUCUCAGAGUCUGGAACGCGAAUCUCCCGACAGCCAACCGAACCUUAUUUCCAACGCGAUCGGUUCUUUCAUAUGAUAGUCCCAAUGAAGUUUAUUGUUUCUGUGGCCCAGUCUUUCUGUACCGCGCGCUUUCACCUGGAUACGAUAUAAGGAGAAUGUUGCGAAUUCUCUCCUUCACCACGUACAAAUUCCUCAACACGUUAGAGGGUCAGCCAAUCGACAAUACAACACUCAAGUGCAACGCGAAUUGCCUUUCUUUUCGCAAAUAUGCAGAACAUCGAAGCUCAAGGGGAGAGAAAAGCAGAUAUAGAGCUGCUCCAAGGUCUGGAAGAGGCACUACACUGCACGACAUGCCAGAUCGCGGUCACACAAGCAAGCAUGGCAGAUGACAUCCAGAAGUGCUCAUACAUUACCUCCCACUACCCACCUUUCUUCCUCAACAACAACUCUAGAGACGACGACAUCUCCCCUACCAAUACUCAAUCCCCCUCCGAAGACCCGUCGUUCUGGAAACACAUCUCCGUCGCCCAGCGCGAGCGAUACUACGAACUAGUCGAACAAACACUGAACCACAUCCUUGACGAAACCAAAGACAUCGACCCCGAAGUUGCCGUCCUCUUCGCCCACUAUCAAAUCGACUUCCACAUCCGCCAGCACUACCUCGCUCUUCGCGGAAUCCUCGCAUUCUGCCGCAACGCAGACGACAUGCAACAGCUCCGCCACUGGCAAUGGAAGAUGCAUGACAUCGAUAACAUGAAACCCGUCAAUCAACACCAAGUCUGGCUCUUGGGGUGCAAGCACGCUGGAUGGCCGGAUGACAAGAACCUGGAAAUGAUGCACCAAACACUAAUGUGGAAGCGUGCCUGGCCCGCACGAAGGAAGCGCGUGGCCGAAGUCCGGGCUCGAUGGGCAAUUAUCAUGGAGGAGCGACGUAAGCAGCGGGAGAUGCUGUUGUUGAAGCAGAAGGCUACUAUCACGGUCCGGCUUUACUGUAGGGGUGAAUUGAUGGAUGUACGCGAACUCAAGAGGAUUGCACAUUCGGAACCAACGCUUCGACCGGGGAGAUUGUUGCAGAGUUCUGGGUUCUAGAGGGUCGUUGCAUUUGAAAGGCGUUUUUGGCGUUUUGGGUUUGUUUUACGUUAUGAUAUCCCAUUUGCCAUUCAUGUUGCAUGGGUAUUGGGAGUGGAACGGGAUAUUGCUUCGUUGCCUUUUCAACGUGUAUGGGGCCAUUGGGUUUACCGUGGAUUAGGAUGUAGCACCGGAGUCAGCAUUGGGUUUUCCCCGUGGCGAGGUGCAUUUGAGUCCCACAUGCAUAC